Messenger RNA from Coprinopsis cinerea okayama7#130, 990 nucleotides. RefSeq lists its product as hypothetical. Bases 1 to 894 code for a protein of 297 amino acids. Lineage: Eukaryota; Fungi; Basidiomycota; Agaricomycetes; Agaricales; Psathyrellaceae. Gene Ontology annotation, biological process: transcription by RNA polymerase I. The transcript is spliced from 3 exons. The record is from RefSeq and is a predicted model, not a curated record.
AUGUCCUCAGCGUCUUCGUCCUCGUCCGAACGAUCCUCGAGCUCGCCAGAGCCCAUAUCCACAGUAUUAAAGAAAAAGGGGAAAGCCAAUGCAACAGCGAACGGAAAGGGACCCCGAAACGAAGGAACGGAGGAUCCUACUUGGGCUUUUAAACCCCCUCCUGGACGGGUACUCGUCAACUCCCUAGGGGACGCCGGAGAAUUCGACUGGGACGCUGUCAAUAACGACGAUGAUGUCGAGAUUUGGGUUAUUCGUGCUCCAAGCGCUGUCAAACCAAAACACCUAUCCUCCCUCCAAAUCGACCCUCCCUCCUCCUCCAAAACUCUCAAAGUCGGCACCCUAAAAAAGAAACACGCAGCUUUCGACAUAUGGUCUAUCGGUAAAGAAAUCACAGACGAGACACCCGUAGGCGGGGAGGAAAUUAAUACUUUAUCCUGUUUGUUACCGAGGAGUAAGAAGGGGAAGGUGUAUCAUGCUCCCAAACCGAUAGCCCGCCGCCUGGUCCUCUCAGCCCAACCAGUAUCACCAACACAAGCAGAACCACAAACCCUCCCAGACCGCGACCCAUCCACCCAAAAAUACAAAAACCCACCCCGCCCUUCCUACCCAAACGAACUCCUUAAACACGCAUUCAAACCUUAUGGUUCAAAUACGACUACUGUCAAUGGUGACACCAGGGAGGAGGAAGAUGGAUCUAUGGACGUGGACGUGAACGCUCAAACUCCUUCCACUAAACCGUCAACAAAAACAGACGCAAAACCAGACCCAGAACCUAAAAAAUCAAAAGACAAGGAAAAGAAAGGCAAGAAACGAAAAGUCGCUUCAGACGAGACAACGGUGGAAGAGGAUGCAGCACCAAAGAAAAAGAGUAAAAAGUCGAAGUCGUCGUCAUAGUCUUCUUGGCCUCCUUCCUCUGUCUUGCACUCGAUGCCCACCAAUAUACGUCCACUACUUCUCGAUGCCCACGAAUACAUCCUCGUUUACCUUGCU